This is a messenger RNA of Sinocyclocheilus anshuiensis, 3444 nucleotides long. It is a transcript of the gene dzip1, whose product is annotated as DAZ interacting zinc finger protein 1. The record is from RefSeq and is a predicted model, not a curated record. The transcript has 20 exons. Bases 278 to 3208 code for a protein of 976 amino acids. NCBI's taxonomy places the organism in Eukaryota, Metazoa, Chordata, Actinopteri, Cypriniformes, Cyprinidae. Gene Ontology annotation, cellular component: ciliary basal body; cytoplasm. Gene Ontology annotation, biological process: cilium assembly.
AUGAUUUAGGGCCGCAGCAGGUUUAUUGUGGGGCCUGUGGAUGUUCCUGUGGGACGCACGCCCUUCCCCCUCCUCGGGCCCCAGAGAUGAGAUGAGGCUCGCGCCAGGAAUGCGCUGUGACGUCACGGCGCUCUGGAUCUCACACUUUUGGGGGAAUCAUUGUGUUGGGCUUGCGUCUGCCUGUGUUAAAGUUUCCCGCAGCCGUGUAGCGUCUGUUUGACUCGCAGCGCAGGGGUAAAGCGGGUUUUCGGAUGGCCAGGUUUUGACCUUCUUCUGCAUGGAUUGUUUGCGAAAACUUCUUAGCCGAGAGGUAAGAGCCAUUGCAUCUGUCCUUCCCGUUACUCCGCGGCCGAUGGUGUGCUGUGCAAACUGGGACACGCGCUCUUGUUUCCAUAGAAACGCACAGGACGCCCUGAUACUGCUGUGCUGCGCGCCGCUCCGAUCAUUCAUCAAGACUUCACAAAAACCGCAAGAUGGUAAGGAGACAAGCGACAGCACGAAUCAGCAAAAUAAGCCAUUUUAUGACAACGUUUACUACCCGUACCCGUCAGAUCCCCCGGGAACCCAUUCCUCAGCAGGAAUCCCAUCUCUGUUGAGCUCUCCGCAGAGUCAGCCCUCAUCCGGCAACCUGAGCAGACCGGCCGCAUCCACCAUGUCCGGACCGCUUACGUCCUCCGGAGCCGCCACCAGCACUGGCAUCCCUACGCCCUUCAAGUUCCGAGCCCGGCGUGAGAAUGUGGACUGGCGUCGGAUCAGUGCCAUCGAGGUGGACCGGGUGGCUUCCGAAUUGGACUUCCACACCCUACAGGAGCACAUCACGGAGGUGACGUUCUGCGACGUGGAGGGCGAGCGCUGCCACCGCUGUCAGAGCCCCGUGGACCCGGCCCUGAUUAAGCUCUUCCGGCUGGCCCAGCUAACCGUGGAGUACCUGCUGCACUCCCAGGAUUGCCUCAGCAUCAGCCUGCAGGCGGCCGAGGAGAGGCUGCAGGCGCAGAUGCGGGAAAGGGAGCAGCUCUGCAUCCAGCUGCAGAAAAAAACCCAGGAUGCCAAGACGUUAAAGGAGGAGCUGAAGCAGAGGAAGAAGAUCAUAGCCUCUCAGCAAGCCAUGUUCAGCACGGGGAUCAGUGCCAAUUACCACAAGUGCCAACACUGUGAGAAAGCCUUCAUGAAUGCCUCUUUCCUGCAAAGUCACAUGCAGCGCAGACAUCCUACGGAGUUUGACAUCAAACUGAUGAUGACAGAUAAUCAGAAAAAAAUUCAGACCAUGAAGUUACAAGAGGAGAUCAAUAAUCUACAAGAGCAGCUGACCCUGGUCACGUCCCAAAUGGAGACACAGCAGAAAGACUACACUGCUAAACAGGAGAAAGAGCUCAUUCAAAGGCAGGAAGAGUUUAAGAGACAACUGGAAAUAUGGAAAGAAGAAGAGAAAAUGCGAAUGAAUGGCAAAAUAGAUGAAGUCAAGCAAGCCUGUCAGCGGGACAUGGAUUCAAUGCAUCAAAAGAACAGAAACCUAGAAAAUGAGCUGCUAAAAUUACAGCAGAAAAAUAUGCAGGAAAGUAUGCAGAUGGUACAGACACCGCCCAGUACAUCAGCCAGCAAGGAACACUGGCAGGAAGUUGUUAAACUUCAACAAAAACUCCACAAACAAGAAGUGAAGUGGGCAGGGAAAAUGCAAAAAAUGACGGAGGAACGUGACGGUGAAAAAAGUCUGCUUCAGGAGGAGCUGUUCAAACUGCGCUCGGCCGUGUCUGAAGGGAGGGAGGAAUCACGACGACAGGUGCAGGAGCUGAGCCACAGGCUGCAGGAGCAGCAGCAGAUUAUUGCCUCCCAAAACAAGCAGAUGAAACAGAUCUUGUCAAAGCCACCAGCAAUAACAGUACAGCGUGAAGUGCUUGCUGCCCCGGCUCCAGAGACUAAAGCUAAAGUGGUGCUCAGUGAGCAGUCCAGCUCAGUCCACAAACUGGAUCCUAUAGUGGAGCUGUCUGAGGAGGAGAAAGAUUCCUCUAGCAUCUCUGAAAGUCACACAGAGAGCCGGUCGUGGCAGCAGGAAGUGCAAGAGCUGUUGGAGAACCCGGGUUUGAGGAGAGACAUGCGUCUGGCAGCUCAGCAGAACCUUGAAGAUAGGCUGCAGAGCCUAGGCAUCAAGGGAGUCAGUGGUCUCUCUAAAGGACUAUAUAAGAACACCAUGACCCAGGUUAUCACUGAUCGUCAGAAGAGACAGGAAGAGGAUCCAGCGUAUCGGAGGGCUCUGAAAGAGAUCAGCCAUAAACUGGAGCAGAGAGUAAAGGAGAGGAACAUGGAGCAGCCAGCCAAACCCAAACAACAUGAACAAGUGAUUCAGUCCAGACCCAGAUCCAGCAGUUUUCCAUCUACAGUAACUCGAGUGGUGUCGGGCCCUGCUCCUAAACAGCAGCACACCCCACAACCAACUCCACGCAGCAGAACCAGCACCCUGCCCAAAACCUCCACACCGCUACAGCAUCACAGAACUCCUCCAUUCAGCUCUGAUGAAGAAUCAUCUGAGGAAGAGGAAUCGUCUGAAGAAGAAACCCCUCAAACACAGAAGAAAUCUGCCCUGGUCAACAGCACCACAGUCAAAGCCCAGACUGCUAAAACACAGCAGCGCUCGACCCCUCCUGCUCUUGCUGUGCGCUCCGCUGCUCCUGUGACCAGUGCGGACAGGACGGACGUGACGGCUCUGAGCGAGAGCGACAGCGAGUGGACCGACGGCAGCGAGAUGCAGGAGCUCAACCUCUCAAAGCUGCACAAACACACUGACCAGAAUGGAAACGUGGAGAAGAUUACUCACAGUAAAGUCAAAGCUCUUGGCAAAAGCCUUGAAAAACAUCUGGAAGCACGAGGCCCAAAGAAACCAGCAGGGGGCGUUAAUACAUUGCUUGAAAAGCCAACAGCUGUCAAAACUAUGAAGCAAGACGCAAAGAAAGAGCUAAAGUACACAGAUGAAGAUGAUGACGAUGAUGACUGGGAUAUCUCCUCUCUGGAGGAUGUGCCCGCUGUAACCAAACCCAGCCAAUGUCCCGUACCUGUCAAGAAGAGCUUGGACAAGAGUCUGGACACCAGCACGAGUGUGUGGGGCUCAUCGACGGGCAAAGGACAGAAGCCAGGCCUCACAGACGCAGGAACCGGCAGCACUCUCAAGAGCAGUUUAGUGAGCGUCAGCGACUGGGAUGAUUCAGAUGAGAUAUAAUAAAAUGCAGAAGAGCAAUACCAAAGUUAAUCAAGUUAAUAUACCUUAUAUCCAGUAUCUGUUGUAGCUCAGGCUUAGUGAUUAUUCAGGGACAGCGGUGCAAAAACAGUUUAAUAUUAACAGUGUUAAAGGUACUUUAUAUGAAAUAUAAAGGUACAAGUACACCUAAUACUAAGGAACAGCCAAGGGAUGUUGCACUUUAAAAUGAUUGCCUCAUAUUUUUUGAUAGUUUAUGU